Haliotis rubra (blacklip abalone) is the source of this 2373-nucleotide messenger RNA. RefSeq names its product myogenesis-regulating glycosidase-like. Gene Ontology annotation, molecular function: hydrolase activity, hydrolyzing O-glycosyl compounds. Lineage: Eukaryota; Metazoa; Mollusca; Gastropoda; Lepetellida; Haliotidae. The transcript is spliced from 2 exons. Gene Ontology annotation, biological process: carbohydrate metabolic process. The record is from RefSeq and is a predicted model, not a curated record. The coding region runs from base 74 to 2047 and encodes 657 amino acids.
UCAAUGUGUUUCCGAGAUCGUGUCUACAACCACUUGUUAUACCAAAGUAACGGUACCCGCCGUCAACAGGAAGAUGUGGAUCAUAUUACAUCCCUUAAUUCUGUUGGGUUUUUGCCUGUACAAUGUGGCUGGCUUCCUGUUAGACCCUCUAUCCCCUCAAUACAUCACCCAACAUCACGGGAACGUUACCCUUGGUCAUGCAGUCAUUGAUGUCGAACACAGACGGGUCGCCUUUCUAGACGACAAAGGUCAGACCAAAAUUAAGGGAAACCUGGGCAUGACAUUACCUUCAGACACCCCCGCGCCUGUUAAAUCAUUAGAAGGAAAUUCCAACCUCCACGUUACCUGGCCUGGUGUUGCUGACCUUGAGGCCAAGAGCUUCACAAGAGAAGGCAUAGAGUGUACCCAAAUCACGAUGGAAGCAAGGUCGUGUGUGAGUCAAAUACUGCAAGACUGCUACAACAUGGAUGGAUCCCACUGGUACGGUGGUGCUGAGAUGAGGCAUCAGCUAUGGCCACUUGAGAAGGUCAGCAUGGACUUUGGACCCUACGUUACCAAUGAUAACCAUAUGUUUCCGUAUGGUAGUGUGCAGGAGCGCUACUUCUUCUCGUCGUCAGGAAUGGGAUAUUACAUUGACGAGGAUGUUCCUUUGUUUGUUGCUAUCAACUCGUCAGGAAACCAUCAGCUGUGUUUCCAGGCUAAAUAUUUCGGUGUGACGUAUAGGAACUACGACACGUGUCUGCCUUUGCUCAACUACACUGUGUGUCAGGCCCAAAAUGCCCUGUCUAUUCAUCAAGCUAUGUCCGGCUGGUACUUCCAAAAGCCGAACGGAAUUCCGAACGAAAAUGUUUUGAGAAAGCCAAUUUGGUCAACAUGGCCAGAGUAUAAGAAAAGCAUCAACCAGACUUUAGUGCUUCAGUUUGCUUCGGAACUUCAGAAAUAUAACAUGGAUGUCUCCAAUUUCGAAAUUGAUGAACAAUGGAUGCCGAACUUUGGUGAUAUUGAGUUUGAUUUAGAAAAGUUUCCAGAUCCUAAAGGAAUGAUAGCAGAACUACACAGAAAGGGCUGGUCUGCUACUUUCUGGAUCCCUCCAUUCGUAAAUACAGACUCUCCUAACUUUGAGUUAUUGGCAGCAAGGGGGCAUCUUCUGAAGGACAUGUCGGGAGAGAGGCCAGCCCUGGCUAAAUGGUGGGAGACAAACUACACAGGGGUCAUUGACUUUACCAACCCUAAUGCAUCAAAAUGGUACUUUGAAAACCUUGCUGUCCUGAGGACUAAAUAUGGUGUGGAUUCGUUUAAAUUUGAUGGAGGUGAUGCAAACUAUAUGCCGGCAGUGUACAAGCCAUACGUUGAGUUCAGAAACCCAAGUGUGUUUUCCAGAGCAUACGUGGAAGGUGCUGCCUCAUUUGACGACAUCAGCAGGCGUCAUGAAGUACGACCUGGAAGCAAGACUCAACAUAUCCCAGGAUUUGUCCGAAUGGUGGACAGGUAUUCAAACUGGUCAGACAACCAAGGCUUUAAGAGCAUCCUAACCGCAUCCCUCGUGUUUGGGAUUCUAGGAUAUCCCUUUGUCCUCCCUGAUAUGAUUGGUGGUAAUCUUCAGGACGAUGUCCCUGAUGCUGAACUCUUUGUUCGCUGGGUCCAGGCAACAACCCUCUUGCCAUCCAUGCAGUUCGGAAUUAAGCCUUGGAGAUACAAUUCCACAGUUGUUCAAAUAACAGAAAACAUGCUGAAUCUAAGAACUCAUUAUGCUGACAAGAUCGUUCACCUUGCAAAGCAAUCCGUGAUUACUGGCUUCCCAAUCGUGCGGCCCCUCUGGUGGAUUGCCCCCACGGAUGAGUCGGCCCUGACCGUGGAUGACGAGUUCCUCGUCGGGGACGACCUGUUGGUGGCUCCCGUCAUGGACCCUGGCGUCUCCCAGAGGAGGAUCUACCUGCCAGGUGGAACGUGGAGGGAUGAGAUCACAGGAGGGACACUCGCCGGUGGCAGAUGGAUCGACUACCACGUGAGGCUGGAGGAUCUCCCUCACUUCGCUAAACUUGCUUGAUGCAGUAACAUUUUUGGAAAAAGGGAAGUGCAAGACACGUUAGCAUUAUUGCGGAACAUUGAUCACUGACAGUUUGUAAACCUAGUCAUGAUUAAAUCAAGAAUAAUUACUCAUUAUAAUUCCAAAGUGACAUCAGUUCAAUUCAUUUUCGUGGAGAAAAUGAAGGCUUGGUUUAGUUUAAUGUUAAGUUGUGCACGCAAAUACACAACAUUGUGCAGACGUUAGGAGAAUGUUACAAGUGAACGUAACGUUGAGUGUGAACGUUGAAGUACAACCAUCUUUAACCAUUAGUAUCAUAUAUGGCCAUAUAAAGUUUCGUUAUUAUA